AACUACCGGCGUGCAGCGCGGCUGUGGCCCAGCGGCAGCGGCCGCCUCAGGCAGCCCGGCCGGGCCGCCCAGGGCCGCAGCAGCGGAGGCAGGAUGGCGCUGAAACGCAUCCAGAAAGAACUAACCGACUUGCAGAGGGAUCCUCCUGCCCAGUGUUCUGCAGGACCUGUGGGUGAUGAUCUGUUCCACUGGCAGGCCACCAUCAUGGGCCCGAAUGACAGUCCUUACCAAGGAGGCGUUUUCUUCCUGUCCAUCCACUUUCCUACGGAUUACCCUUUCAAGCCCCCAAAGGUUGCUUUCACUACCAAAAUUUAUCACCCCAACAUCAACAGCAAUGGCAGCAUCUGCUUGGACAUCCUACGGUCUCAGUGGUCUCCAGCGCUGACCAUGUCAAAAGUUCUCUUGUCCAUCUGCUCCCUGCUGUGCGACCCCAACCCUGAUGACCCCCUGGUGCCAGAGAUAGCCCACACCUACAAGGCUGACAGAGAGAAGUACAACAGACUAGCAAGAGAGUGGACACAGAAAUAUGCUAUGUAAGUGCCUCGGAGGUUUUACAGGAGACAUUGUCCAAGAGAAACUGGCCAUGCAGAGAGGUCUUCCUGUGAGACUCUGAGUUGCUGGCUGAGCCUCUCACAGAGAGUCAUCUGUUCCUCAAACAAACGUUGGUCGCCUUGUCUCUACAGCUGCAGCAUGUUGGUGCCAGUCUCAGCCAUUGUGGCUUUGACAAUGUUUUGUCUUUGAUGCCAUAUCAGCAGCCAUUGUCAUGAUCUGCAGCUUCCUGGUUACACUGGAAUCGGUCCCCCUGCCCUGACUCAUCUGCUCGUUUCUUGGGGGCCAGGCCCUGCACGCCUCCCCAGCCUGGCCUCAACUGGUGCCACUUCCUGCCAUGGUGCCACACAGAGCCUCGCCCUUCUCCUCACAUGCCCUUUCCUUUUGGAACUCGGGGUUGUCCUGGGUGCCCAGGGAAGAGCAGGCUUUCCUCACACCCCGUCUGUCAUAGAACCAUGUCCCAAGAAGUGUCCAUUCAUCCUGGAGGCUCCCAGGCAUCAGGAACAGUGGAGGCAAGGCGUCACUGGCAAGUGGAGGCCUUGCCCUGUGGCUUCCCCCAGUCUUGCAGUGCCUCACGCUAGCGUUUCUCCCCCUACACAAAGAAGCAGCAAGUGGAAAAUCGUUAGGCUAUAAAGCACUAACAACCCAUUAGAGAUGACUGUCUUUUUAGAAGCAAGAGCAAAAUUAUGAAACCUGAGGGAUUUGGGUUAUGCUUUUCUAUGUGUUGAGGUUUUACACCGCCCCCACACAUUCUUCCACUGGGAGCCUGCACUAAGUCCAAAUGUAAGCCUUUUACAGACUAGAACACAAGAGAGUGGAGAUACUCUUUUAAACGUGAAUAAAAAUGCAAUUCACUCAUAACUCUAA
Molecule: messenger RNA, 1416 nt
Organism: Cynocephalus volans (Philippine flying lemur)
Lineage: Eukaryota; Metazoa; Chordata; Mammalia; Dermoptera; Cynocephalidae
Gene: UBE2D4
Product: ubiquitin conjugating enzyme E2 D4 (putative)
Exons: 7
Coding region: 94-537 (147 amino acids)
Biological process (GO): protein K48-linked ubiquitination
Cellular component (GO): nucleus
Molecular function (GO): ubiquitin conjugating enzyme activity
Source: RefSeq, a predicted model, not a curated record